UAGAGGUAGUGGCAAAAAAAAUUUUUUUGCUAUUACAUUACCUGUCCUUUCGUGGGCGAGAGGAAUUGAAUUAAAAAAUUAAUUUAUUUGAUGUCACAUAACCAGGGUUGUAUCUUGCGCGCGAAGAAAGAUUCACCUUUCUUCAUACGAAUCCACCGUGGGUCGCUUCUUGCACGGAUCUCAAAGCGCUUCUAAAUCUCAAAGAAGACCCUCUCGAGGCGCAACCCCGUGAACACCCGCUCAUGAACGCGCCUCUUUGAAGAGAUCCCCCCUCAUGGCCAUAAAUAACUCUCCAUAACCCGUCUUUUGGAACCCCAACCGCACCAGACUCGCGGCCAACCCAAAGGUUGAAAUAAUCAUCAACAAUCAUACUUUCUCAAUUCUGAAAUUCUUUACCGCAUGGGCAAUAGAUGCUACCUAUUCCUACUUGUCUUGGUUUGUUUGUGCUCUAAGAGCCAGAGUUUUUCAUGGCCCUUCUCUUCUUCUUCUGCAAUUCCUCCCAGCCAUGGUGGUCCGAAGAAGGAAUUGUUCGGCACCAGAGCUGACUUCUCAAUUGAAGCCAUUGAAGACCCCAAGGGAAUGAGAUUAGUUGAGGAUGCAAAGAAGAAACUGGUGACCUCCAACAGCUGUUGGCAAAAUGCUUACCGAAAUCUAUUCUCUGGCUGUAAGGACAUCAUUGCUGAUAAAGAUAAGCGAUCGAGGUUAGCGUGGCACCUCAGCGAUUGCUUUCAGGAGGACUCUGGUAGGUCCAACUUCCCUACCUGUGAUGCAGGGACUGCAAUGAUGAAAUGUCUCAAGAAAUUAGAUGAAUCCGAAUAUAACAUCUACCUCCAGUUCUUCCUUGAGACCAAUUCCAUAUGCCACCAAUUACAGACCGAAGCAUUCAAGCAUGAUACAGAGAGGCUGAUCAAUGAUCUUUCUGAAUCAGCUCGAUUUGCAGAGGAUCAGUUAGUGAUAAUAGAAGAGAGAUCAGAGAAGCUACUGCAUGACUCCAAAAGAGUUCAUGACUCAUUGACUUCAAUAGACCUCCAAACCCAAAAUAUUGCCCAAGCAUCAAAGGAUGUUGAAGCUCAGCUCCAUGAUGUGGAGAAGCACUCCGUGGCAAUUAUUGAGCAAUCCAGGGGAAUAGCUGAAUCUCAGCUGGAAAUACAAACAGGGUAUUUGAGGAUGAACGAGACUUUGGAGUCAGGCAUGGCUCAGUUGCACAAAUCCCACGAGAGUUUGGGUGACGGCUUGGCGAGAUUGAGGGACGAUGCUACAAAAAUAGAGAGCGAGAUAGAAGUCUUGAGGGAGUCCAUGUCUUCUCGGAUGCAAGAUCUUCAGAGGAAGGCUAAUGACAUUGGAGAAGUGGCUGGCAUGUCCUUGGAGAAACAGAAGCGACUCUUGGAUGGACAGUCUCGGGCCAUUGAAGGCCUUGAUUUCCUUACAAGAUCUCAAUAUGAAGCAAUCAAAGAAAGCCGGGAAAAUGUGGAAAAGCUGGCAGAACUUGGACACAGGCAGCAAAAGGAGCUACUUCGUAGACAAGAAGAAAUCCAACAGGCUCAUGAUCGUCUACUCCAAAAUUCGCAGUCGAUACUGGCAGCUCAGGAAGAGUUUGAAUUAAAGCAAGCAAAUAUUUUUGCUGCUCUGGACAAGCUCUUUGCACUGCAUAAUGCCCUCUUGGUUGAAUCCCGUUUCAUCAAGUCAUUCUUCUUCUACUCCUCUGUGAUCUUUCUUCUCUACAUGCUUACUAGUGCAAAGCAAACUUUUGGCAUCAGAGCCCGCCUUUAUCUAGGUCUCUGUAUCACGUUUAUGAUCGAGAUAGCUAUAAUUAGAUUUGGAGAGGAUGACUUCAAUCGGCAAACGUGGAUAAUGUCCAAAAUCUUUUUAGCUAGAUCAACAUUUUUAGUUGCUGCGGCUGUUCAAAUCUUGCAUUCCAUCUUUACUUUCAGAGACUAUGAAGUAUUAAACCAUCAGUUGCUGCAAACAUUGGUGGAGAAGGUUCAUAAUAUGGAACAAAACUCAGGGAACAAAUUCUUGUCUUAUAGCAUGGAGAGUGAUACGGAUUUAAGUCGAUAUUCAUGGAUAGAUGAGGAAUUGCCAGAAGAUGUAGAUGUCGAUGUGGAUCCCAAUUAUGCCUUGCCAGAAGAAGUCGCGGAAAAUUCUAUCACUACGACCUCAGUCAGCAGAAAAUAUGAUCUUCGGCCACGUAGGUGUCGAUGAAGCUUUUUUUUUUUUUUUUUGAUGUAAAGGGAGGCAAUAUGUAUAAUGAGUCCUAUCUCAAAAAUAUAUAGCAAUCUAAAAGAGUGCUAUCGCAAAAAACAUACAAUAAUCAAUUUUUCUCCUGACUUGUAAAAAUUUUAUAAGAAUGGUUUAGAACCAUCA
Phoenix dactylifera (date palm) is the source of this 2364-nucleotide messenger RNA. It is a transcript of the gene GEX1, whose product is annotated as gamete expressed protein 1. The record is from RefSeq and is a predicted model, not a curated record. Lineage: Eukaryota; Viridiplantae; Streptophyta; Magnoliopsida; Arecales; Arecaceae.